CAGGGCGAGCCGGCGGGAGGCUGCGGCGGCUGCGGCGGAAGUUUGCUUCGGACCUGAGUUUUUGGUCGGCGAGGAUGGCUUCCAAAAGGAGAAUUUUGAGCUUUACUGAAAGGCAUCAAAAAUUAGUAGAUAAAAACUACUGCAAAAAAUUGCAUGUUGAAGCACUAAAAAAGAUAGAGAGUCAAGUCAGGAAUCAAAUUGUGCAGAAUGAAAAUGACAACCGUGUUGAGCACAAGAGAUUUCUCAGGUUAUUACAGGAUGAGCAGUUUGAGUUGGAUAUGGAAGAAGCCAUCCAAAAAUUUUCCCUCCACAGUAUUGAACUCAGAGAAUUGGAGAAGAAAUUAAGAGCAGCUUACAUGAAUAAGGAGAGGGCAGCCCAGAUUGCUGAGAAGGAUGCCAUUAAAUACGAGCAAAUGAAACGUGAUGCUGAAAUAGCCAAAACCAUGAUGGAAGAACAUGAGAGAGUAAUGAAGGAGGAAAAUGCUCUAGAAGACAAGCAAAACAAAGAGAAAGCACAGUAUUCUCUGGACUUGGAGAAACAACUUGAAGACCAAGAGAAAAGAAAGCAGGAAGCGUAUGAGCAGUUGCUGAAAGAAAAACUCAUGAUCGAUGAAAUUGUUAGGAAAAUCUAUGAAGAAGAUCAAUUAGAAAGACAACAAAAGUUAGAAAAAAUGAAUGCAACUCGGAAGUACAUUGAAGAGUUUCAAAAAGAGCAGGCUCUGUGGAGAAAAAAAAAACGUGAGGAGAUGGAAGAAGAAAACAGGAAAAUCCUAGAGUUUGCCAACAUGCAACAGCAAAGAGAAGAAGAAAGGAUGGCAAAACUUCAAGAAAUUGAGGGGAAAAGACUGCAGCUUCAAAAUAUGCUGAUUCAGAAGUUGGAAGAAAUGCUGCGACAGCGUGAAGAUUUGGAACAAGUACGACAAGAAUUAUACCAGGAAGAAGCAACUGAAAUUUAUAAGAGGAAAAUGAAAGAAGAAGCACAAGAGAAAUUGAGAAAACAAAAUGAGAUGAAGCAAGAUUUUGAAGAGCAAAUGGCCUUGAAAGAACUAAUACAACAGGCUGCAAAAGAAGAAGAGGAAAUCUUUAGAAAAACUAUGCUAGCUAAACUUGCUGAAGAUGAUCGGAUAGAAUUAAUGAAUGCUCAGAAACAAAGAAUGAAGCAGCUGGAACACAGAAGAGCCGUGGAAAAACUUAUUGAAGAGCGUCGUAACCAGUUCCUUGCAGACAAGCAACGUGAACUGGAAGAAUGGCAGUUGGAGCAGAAAAGACAAGGGCGUAUCAAUGCAGUUAUUGAAGAAGAAAGGCUAAAACUUAUCAAAGAACAUGCUACAAAAUUAUUAGGCUAUCUCCCUAAAGGAAUAUUUAAAACAGAAGAUGAUGUUGAUAUGCUUGGUGAAGAGUUUAGGAAAAUGUAUGAGAAGAGGAAUAAAAUUUGUGAAGAGAAGUGAUAGCAAGAUUUGGUAAAACCUGGGUUCUUUUGUAUGUAACCACUAGAAUGUCAGUGUAACUUUUGUUUUACAGUUUAAUUACAGUAGGAAUCAAUUGUCUUUAGUUUUCUAAAACAUCACCUUAUUUCAUAAUUUAUAAACAAUUGUCAGAUGAAAAUGUAACAGCUUAAUGUCUUUCACUGCAAAGUGAAUUUCUUUUCAUUGUUGUACUGAUAAUUUGAAUGUCGGAAUUUUUUUUUUUGAAGGUCUGGAUUUUAUAAUAUCGCACCAUAUUAUAACACUCGCUAUAUAAGUAUAGGCUAAAUCCAGGAGGCUAAUUUCUCAGUAUCUGCUUUACUGUUCAGAGAUUUUUCUAUAUCCCUAUCCUCAAGAGAAUGUAUUGAUGUCAACUAA
Molecule: messenger RNA, 1841 nt
Organism: Octodon degus (degu)
Lineage: Eukaryota; Metazoa; Chordata; Mammalia; Rodentia; Octodontidae
Gene: Mns1
Product: meiosis specific nuclear structural 1
Exons: 9
Coding region: 75-1448 (457 amino acids)
Biological process (GO): cilium organization
Cellular component (GO): motile cilium
Source: RefSeq, a predicted model, not a curated record